This is a messenger RNA of Thermochaetoides thermophila DSM 1495, 996 nucleotides long. RefSeq lists its product as uncharacterized. The record is from RefSeq and is a predicted model, not a curated record. NCBI's taxonomy places the organism in Eukaryota, Fungi, Ascomycota, Sordariomycetes, Sordariales, Chaetomiaceae. The transcript has 3 exons. Bases 1 to 996 code for a protein of 331 amino acids.
AUGGAAUCCGUCCCCCUGCCCCCAGCCCCCAAGAUCUCCGUUGUGACCCUCACCCUGGGUCCCUCUAGCCUCCUGGUCGACGUUCACGGCCUAGAGGAGCUCCCGGCCUCCACUGAAACCAUCUCUUGCCUUUGGCUGCACCACCCGCGUCUGCAAACUCGUGCUUACAUGGCGGACAUCGCGGCGCGGUGCAUUUCUGCGUGGAACGAGAGGCAGGAGGAGACGAAGAGCAAAAGGGGACUGAUUGCGCUUGCGUGGGACCAACCUAACCACGGCAGUAGGCUGACGGACCCCAAGAAGAACGAUUCAUGGAGGGAGGGGAAUGAGACGCAUGCCGAGGAUAUGUUUGCGUCAAUUGUGCAGAUGGUGAGGGAUCAGAAGGGGCUUUUGGACUCGAUCGAUGCGCUGCUGGCUGAAAAAGCUCCUGGCAAGAAGGCCGAUCAGCACCUUGCUCUAGGUGUCUCGCUCGGUGGACACAGCGUGUGGCAGACGAUGUUUGCCGAGCCCCGUGUGACGGCAGACCUCCUGACCGACCGAGCCCGCCUCACCAAGCUCUCCACCUACACCGUCGACAGCGGCGCCUCCUUCCUCGGCAGCCAACACUUCCCUACUUCGCUAGUGCAAUCUUGUCUGGAGAACGACCCAAAGGGUAUCUUCUUCGGCACUUCGCCCGUCCCUGACACCUCUGUGCCCGCGGACGCUAAGGCCCACAAGAUCCUCCACGACCGUCUGCGCGGCAAGAAGUUCCUGCUUUGCUCAGGAGGCGCCGACAAGUUGGUCCCCUACCGGUGUGCGGAACCGUUCUUGACCUGGUUCAAGCAGCUUACGGGCAACUGGUAUCCCGAAGAAGGUGUUCUGGUGGAUGAUAGGGUUUAUGAAGGCGUUGGGCACUCAUUCAGUGCAGACAUGGUGAGGGAUUCGGUGAGGUUUGUGCUGGAGGUGAUGUCUGAGGCUGAGAAAUCUGCUGCGAGGGGAGCAAGCCCGAGUAAGAUUUAG